UCCCCUGCGAUGCUAAAAAUUAAUUAUUUAUUGCAAGUGCACAAACUUCCAAUUUGCAUCAUUUACUUGUAGUACAGUGCUUUUCCAAGGAUUUGGAGCUCAUUACUACUACUCAGAGUCUACACAGCAAGUGAAGCUAUGGCAGUUUCAGUGGAGGCCGCUAGGAUGCCAAUGGAGAGCGAUUCUGAAGCUCCAAUAUAUGAGAACAACAAUCUACUCCAAGAUCAAGAAGAGAAUGAUCAGAGCAGCGACACAGCCACAGAGAUGGAGCUACCCGACACACAAAUGCAACCCUCGGAGCUAGAAGAAAGAUUAAGAGGCUAUGAAAUUCUUCAUGCAAGGAGAGCGAAUCCAUCUACUGCAACAGAUGACGAAGCAUCAAUGGAGCGUUACAGCCCCGAGUCUGCUAGUGGAGGUAUCACCACCCCACCACCUCAUUACGAUUCUAGGACCAGCCCCACCCAGCCCCCCGGUAGAGGCCGCGGGUUCUGGGGAGGCCUUAUGGCCUGUAUACACCCGGUUGCUGCAUACCUGCGCAGAGACCUGGACCCUAAAGUCAAGAAGGACGCGUGGGAGGUACCGUUUGAAGAUAUUCGAGAUCUUGAAUUUAUCGGCUCUGGCAGUCAGGGAGCGGUUUUUGUUGGAGAAUACAGAGGAAAUAAAGUAGCCGUGAAGAAAGUGAAAGAUCCGAGUUAUUGUGAGGAAGUACGAUACUUGCGGAAGCUCAAACACCCAAACAUCGUCGUCUUAAAAGGUGUUAGCUCCAGCCAUCCCGUCCAUUGUCUCAUAAUGGAGUAUUGUUCCCGUGGCAACUUGUACGACUAUAUCCACAAGAGUGAUGUGGAGAUCCUUCCUCACACAGUGGUAGCAUGGUCACGUCAGAUCACAGGUGGCAUGCAAUACCUCCACUCCAAGAAGAUCAUCCAUAGAGACCUCAAAUCAAUGAAUAUUCUAGUGUGUGAAGACGGCCGUGUGAAGAUAUCUGAUUUUGGAGUGAGUCGCUCCAUUGGUGAUCGCAGCACUAAAAUGAGCUUCGUGGGCACUGUGGCGUGGAUGGCACCAGAGGUCAUUAGACAUGAGGCUUGCUCAGAGAAGGUCGAUGUGUGGGCGUACGGCGUGUUGCUAUGGGAGAUGCUGACUCAGGAAAUGCCAUAUAAGAAUGUAAACAGCUCGGCUAUUAUCUGGGGGGUGGGCAGUAACAGUCUCCACCUACCAGUGCCCUCCACCUGUCCUGUGGGGCUCAAGAUACUCUUGGAAAUGUGCUGGCAACCUAAGCCAAAGAAUCGACCAUCCUUCCGACAGAUAUCGCUGCAUCUUGACCUUGCCGCAGGGGCUCUAUUGGCCACGCCCCCUGAGACGUACCUCCUGGACCAGGAAACAUGGCGUGCUGAGAUCAAUCAACACCUGAGCAAAUUACGUAGCGACGGGAUCCCGAAGGACUUUGACCUUCUUCAUCGGAGGGAGGAGGAGCUUAAACACGCACAGGAUGUUAGGGUUGUGUAUGAGGAAAGGCUGCAGUCCGCUAACCAGUUAUAUAAGGAUCUACGAACGUGUGAGAGUCACCUCGACGCUAGGGAGCUGGAACUGAAGAGGAGAGAGCGGCAGUUGAAUGAAGCUGCGUAUCGAAUCAAACGUUCAUCAAGCUCUACUGCAUAUCCACACGACCAUCGCCAUAGCGACUCGACUGAAGACGAACAACUAGCUAGCCGCUUUACAGGAGACCACACCCCCAAACUGGAUCCUAAAAAAGAAACGGCCACGCCCAAGAGCGAUCGAAAACGAUACAUCAGACGUAAAAGACGAUCUGGCGCCCGUCACACAUCUGAAGGCCAAGGAUUCCUCGAUAAAGUCACUAAUAACGACCUAACUAGACGGCAAUCACUCCCCCCACUACAGAGCCUGAUUCCGCCCCCUCACACAACACACACCCCCUCACUCGCUAUUCUCACGCCCCCGGAUGAGGAGAAAUAUAUAUUAUUGAAGCUCGAUCUGCAAUCUCAAGAUUCACCGCCUGAAGAUCUACCGGAUGGUACUGCUGCAAUCUCACCAGGAGGUACGCUGUCACCAGGGGUAACUGAGUUAUUGGAGCGUGUCCCAUCGCUACGGAGAACAGAUUCAAACGGGUCCACAAAAAGUCGAAGACGCGGUUCCAGAAAUGGCUCGCCUCUCAAUUUAUCCCCCGUCAAGAGACAAGUGUCCGGGGCUACUGGUUUCUAUUACAAUUGUCCGUUGCCCUCGGCUGCUUCUUCUAGUCGACGUGCUUCCAACAAGACCACACCUGUUCACGAAUCAAUCAUCCCAUAUUCAAAACUAGGCAUGUCUGAUUUCAGUUCUGAGUCAACUGAGAACGAGACUGGCACUACGCAUUCGUCGGCCAUAGCCGGUAAUAUCACCUCGACAACCACCAGUACUUACGAUGAUGAUCACGUACCAGCGCGGAAACGAAAUUCGGACACCCUAAGAGAGGAGGAUUUCGACCCUACCACCAUUGUAAAUGUCGAGGCUUCUCUAAGAAGUAUUUGCAGCAACGAGAGCAGUAUUGGAACCAGAGCUAGUGACGGAGGAAACGAUGCCGAUUCCGAGUCCAAUAACGGGGAUGACCCUUUGAGCGAAUUCGAAACAGCUGAAACGAACGAUUCCACGUUGGGUUCAGCGCCGUCCCCUUCUGUACCUGAUAGCGACGAUAGCCCGUCCACACACAAUCUACUGUAUGGAACCGAGACUGUCCUGGAUCUGGAACCGAAGAAUAUGAACUAUCACCAACCAUCCUACGAUCACUACCCACCCAAUGACACCCACAUUUCUAUUCUGUCGUCAAUAGUAACCGAUUCGGUAUUACCACAUGAUACGUAUGCAGGAUCGGAAACUUUGUCAAUUUUAAACCAUUCUACAGAUUUAUCAAGUCUGACCACUCGUAAACAAGUAGCGCAACUUAUCUCGAAAUUUGAAAGUGUAGAUAAUAUAUCUGAAGAAGGCAUGCCAAGAGAUAGCACUGUAGUUGAGUCUCUAGUUGUUUCGAGUGGUGUUAGUACUCCCAGGGCACUCGAGGUCCCUCUGCACAUCAGGCGACCAAUCACAAGAGACCACAUCUCGGGCAGUUACUCGCCAAAACAGGCAGAGGAGGUUUGGAGAAAAGCUAGUACCAAGUCAUUGUCUGCCUCCUCUGAUGACAUCAGUAGUCACACUAUAGUACGCCACUUCUUUGAGAACGUCAGUCGUUCCCCUGGCAACGGGCAAAGACUGAGCGCAGCUGAACUAGAGGACAGUGGAUUUCAGAGUCCCCAGUCUGGAGUGCAAGUCAGUGAAAUCUAAUCAAAAACUGUCACUAUAACUUUUUUACCAAACUGUUCUAGCCUUUCAUAUUAAACAUUAUAGGUUAUAUCAAUUUUCACACACAGUUAGGUUUUGUAUAAUUAUAAUUAUUAUAUUAUACAGCGUGGUUUCUAUAAUUAUUUUUCAAAAAUUAAAUGCAUACCUG
Halichondria panicea is the source of this 3478-nucleotide messenger RNA. Its product is annotated as mitogen-activated protein kinase kinase kinase 13-like. Gene Ontology annotation, biological process: protein phosphorylation; signal transduction. The transcript has 8 exons. Lineage: Eukaryota; Metazoa; Porifera; Demospongiae; Suberitida; Halichondriidae. Gene Ontology annotation, molecular function: ATP binding; protein kinase activity. The record is from RefSeq and is a predicted model, not a curated record. Gene Ontology annotation, cellular component: cytoplasm. Bases 139 to 3312 code for a protein of 1057 amino acids.